Messenger RNA from Ostertagia ostertagi, 1596 nucleotides. The record is from the annotation of a GenBank genome assembly. NCBI's taxonomy places the organism in Eukaryota, Metazoa, Nematoda, Chromadorea, Rhabditida, Trichostrongylidae.
AUGCUCGUCAGCCACCGCAAGGCCGGCGCCAACACGGCGCAGAUCUUCCGCGUGACGGCACCGCUGACCGAAGGUGAGCAGCUGACCGAUGGCGCCGACCCGGUCGUGCGUGCGACCUACGAGCCGCGCACCGGGGCUUACAUCGUGUUCGAGCGGGCUGCCGGCGGCAACGAAGUCGGCCAGCUCUACCGCCUGCCGCUCAACGUGGCCGGCGCGCAGCCCGUGCUGCUGACCCACCCCGACGAGCGCCAUGCCUUCAACACCUGGCUGCGCAAGAGCGGCCAGAUGAUCUAUUCAUCGGUGCCGAUCGACCGCACCGCCCAGGGCGGCACGCGCAGCAAGAUCACGACGACCUUCUGGCUGAUGGACCCGCUGCAGCCGGAAGGCCGCCGCAAGCUCGCCGAGCUCGACGGGGGCGGCUGGUCGGCCGGGCGCCCGUCGCCCGACGAGCGUCAGGUGUCGCUGACGCGCUAUCUGUCGGCCAAUGAAUCCCAGGUCUGGCUGAUGGACCUCGCCAGCGGUGCGACGCGCCAGACCCCCGCCGAAGGCGUGCGCCUGACCCAUGCCCUCGUGCUGCCGGCGGGCGGUGCGAGCGGCUCGCUGGCCAACCCGACCGGCUUCGGCAGCUUCACCAGCGGCGUGGCCACGGGCACGACCUUCAACUGGUCGGAGGUGGGCAUCAUCACGCUGACGCCGAGCGUGGCCGAUGCCGACUACCUCGGCACCGGCGACGUGACGGGCACCGCCUCCGGCAACGUGGGCCGCUUCGUCCCGGCCGGCUUCGCGCUCAGCAACCCGGUCGUGACCCACCGUGUCGCGGCGGCCUGCAGCCCGGCUUCCGCCUUCACUUAUCUGGACGAGAACUUCCAGCUGGCCUUCACGCUGACCGCACAGAGCGCCAGCGGCACGACCACCACCAACUACGAAGGCAGCUUCGCCAAGCUGGCACUCGGCACGCCGAACGUGUUCGGCCUGGCCGGCAUCCAGGGCACGACGACGUUCAAGCCCGGCGUGCGGCUCAACCCGGUCAGCUCGGCGGGCACAUGGUCCAAGGGCGUUGCGGCGAACACCACGCUGGUGGCCAACGUGCCGAGGGCGACCUCGGCCGAUGGCCCCUUCGCCACCGCCCAGUUCGGCCUGGCGGCGGUCGACACCGACAGCGUCGGCAUGCGCACGCUGAACCUGGACACCGACAGCCCCGCCAAUGGGGCGGACGCCACACUCGUCGGGUCAAUCCCUCUGCGCCAUGGUCGCUUGCGGCUGCAGAAUGCCAUCGGCGCGGCCAAUCGCGCCCUGGCCCUGCCCGUGGCAGCCCAGUACUGGAACGGCAGCGCCUUCACGACCAACGAUUUGGACUCCUGCACCCGCAUCAACUCGGCGAACCUGAGCUUCGGCAACCUGCGCAAGACGCUCACCACCGCCGACCUCGCGAUGAGCCCCACGUCGGGGUCUUACGCCGACACGCAGCGCUACCUGCAAGCCCUCGAACGCGAACUUCCCGGCCUGCGCUGGGGCGACCUGCGCCUCGUCGGUGGCGACGGGAGCGAGCCUCCCCGGCUGCAGGUGCAGCUGUUCCUGCUGAAGGUGCAACCAUGA